This is a messenger RNA of Lactuca sativa (garden lettuce), 1625 nucleotides long. Its product is annotated as E3 ubiquitin-protein ligase PRT1. The record is from RefSeq and is a predicted model, not a curated record. Gene Ontology annotation, molecular function: zinc ion binding; ubiquitin protein ligase activity. Gene Ontology annotation, biological process: proteasome-mediated ubiquitin-dependent protein catabolic process. Lineage: Eukaryota; Viridiplantae; Streptophyta; Magnoliopsida; Asterales; Asteraceae.
UCCGAGCGUAGCGGUGCUGCAAUGAAUACUCUGGACAAUGAUCCUGCCAUCGGCGGCGGUGGCUUCGACGGCGAAAAAGCUGGCGAUGAUAAACUCGAGGAAUUUUCUGACGACUUCAAAUGUUGCGUUUGCUUAUUAGGUUUUUUAUUCUUUAAUUUUAAUUAAUGCACGUAAUUCUGCGUCUUUUGCGACCUGUCGAUAUAGAUGAGUGAUCAGUGCGUGGACUAUUUGUUGCAGAUUUCGGUUAAUUAGGUUAGUGAAGCUGAGAUUAAUUUAUUAAGAUGCACUCCAUCCCUUCCAGAAAUCGGAACCAGCAAUUUCGAGGUUCAUAAUCAAUGGAUCUCAUCUACAAGCCAGUUGUUUUGGCAUGUGGCCAUAUUUCAUGUUUUUGGUGUGUCUUUGAAGCAAUGGACACGUGGCAGGAAUCUAGUUGCCCUGUUUGUCGCCAUUCAUAUAACCAUUUUCCUAGCAUAUGUUGGCUCCUUCACUCUGUGUUGCUGAAAUUGUAUCCUAAAGACUAUCAAAUUAGGGAAACUCAAGUGAAAGAGGAUGAAAAGACACGUGGAACCUUCUCACCACAGUUUGAAAACUACUUAACAGUAUCAAAUAAUAAUAAACAAGGUGAAGAUUGUUCAGUUGAAGAAUCAUUGGAACCUGAUAAAUGUACAAAGGGGACUCCUACAACUUCAAGUGAUGAAAUCUCAAAAAAUGUAGCUGUUAAUGAUUUACUUUGUGGAAUAUGUAAAGAACUUCUCUAUCGACCUGUGGUUCUUAAUUGUGGACAUGUUUUUUGUGAAACGUGUAUUGUUGAUUCAUCCAACAAGCCAUGUCGAUGCCCAGUGUGUCAAAGCAUGCAUCCAAAUGGAUUCCCAAAAGUCUGUUUGGUUCUAGAAGGUUUCUUGGAACAGAAUCUUCCGGAAGAAUAUUCCGCAAGAAAAGCGGCUAUUAACAACCUCAAACAAGGAGGCUCAUCAACAGGGUCAACACAAGUUCCACAAGGUGGUCAAUGCUCAUCUGUCUCUAUGAGUGAUUAUUUGUGCAAACCAGGGUUGAAGGUUCACUUUGGAGUUGGUUGUGACUUUUGUGGGAUGUACCCGCUUGUUGGAGAUCGGUAUAAAUGUGAAGAUUGCUUAGAGGAUAUUGGUUUUGACUUAUGUGAAGAUUGCUACAAAAAUUCAUCUAAUCUUUCCGGAAGGUUUAAUCAACAACAUAAACCAGAUCAUAAGUUUAAGGUUGUUGAACCUAAUCCUAUAAUAAUUCUAUCUUCUGAGUUUCCGGAAGAUCACACACACGAUGAUCAAGACAACCAAACCGAUCGUGACUCGUCUGAUGAAUCCCAUCAAGAUCCGGAAAGUGAUGUGGCGGCUCAUGGUCCCACAUUGUAACAUUUUAAUGAAAGCUUAUGUAGCAUGAUUUACUAAUCAUGAUUUGUUGAAAUGCUGGAAGCCAAGGAUUGAUCGCUUUUUUUUUCUUUUUUUUUUUUAAAGCUUAUUUUUCGAGUAACCCUUUAAUCUACACUCUGGCCUACUACAUAUAAGACCUUGCUGAUGUAAAAGACAGGUGUCCACAAAUAUACAUUAGUUAUGUCCUUUAUGAGAUGUGUUGGUGCAAAACCAUGAUUCUUA